This is a messenger RNA of Cyprinodon tularosa, 571 nucleotides long. RefSeq lists its product as uncharacterized. Bases 81 to 467 code for a protein of 128 amino acids. Lineage: Eukaryota; Metazoa; Chordata; Actinopteri; Cyprinodontiformes; Cyprinodontidae. The record is from RefSeq and is a predicted model, not a curated record. The transcript has 4 exons.
UUAAAUACCCAACCCUGUAUCCAUGACAACCGUAACCCGUUCUAUCAGUGUGACGUUAGCUACUCAGCAGCCCUGGACAAAUGGAGAAUUCACAGCGACCAUCUGAGCCCGUCAGCUAUGUUAAUCAAGAUGAAUUCUGGAAACAAUGCGUUAAAAAAGAAUGGAUAUGUCAUGAUUCCUGGCCCAAGAAGUGGGGCUUCAUGACUGAAUCCUACAAGGAGUAUCAGAUGAAAAGUAUGAAGCUGAAGGAGGCACUCAACACGGAGCUCUCCCCUGAUCAGACCGCUCGACCUCUGACCCCUCCACCCGUUCAUGUCGGACCUUCCUCUGCUGUCCCUGCGACCACUCAGGGUUUUAUUGGAUGGCGUUCACACAUUCCCAUAGACAAGUACAACACCAAGCAUUAUCGACGGAAGGGGUUUGGUGGGCCGCUAGAUGGCUGUAAUGAGUGGACCUCAUCACAGUAGUCAGAUCUAAUCACUAAGUCUGUAUUACUGUUGAAACAUUGAUCAGAACACAGGAUUCGAAGCAGAGUUUGUUUGUGCAACUUUUCAAACAAAUCAUUAAAACU